AUGCACGCCCGCUGGAAAGUAGCCAUUGUGUUCUGGGUAGCCCUCAUAAUGAUUGCUUUCUUCACAGCCGACGAAGACUGCGACGAGGAGCAAGAGUACCAAACACCCCUCCAAGCAGCCUGCAACGCGCAUGAUCUCGACGCCAUCAAGGACGCGGCAUGGAGCGCCGAGAAAGAGGAUCUUGCCCGCUCGCUCUGCCAAGCGAGCAGUAAAGGCGAUCUCGAUGUCGUCGUCGUCCUCCUGGACACACCGAGGAUCGACGUAAAUGCGAUCCAUGACGGCAGCACGCCGAUUUUCUGCGCGGCGUCGUCGGCUGACCCGGAGCUGAUCGAGUUCUUGCUUGGCCGUGGCGCGGAUGUUGAGAUCAAGUCGAUGAAUACGCGGUAUUCGAUGUAUGGGGAUACGGCCGAUUUGACGCCUCUCCAUGGAUUAAGCGAUACCCGGUUUAUGUGGGAUGGCAAGGACUCCAAGGAGCAGGAGAAUCUACGCCAAUCAACGCUUCUACUCCUCGAAGCUGGAUGUGAUGUCAACGCUGCUACGAAACACGGAUACACGCUGCUUUUCGAUGCGCUGCGACUCGGGCUUCCGAUAGUCGACAUCCUGCUUGAGCACGGGGCAGAUCCAAAUUAUCAGGAUAAAAAGGGGAAUACGCCGCUGCAUUUCUUCCAUAAGAUCAAGGAGCGAAAGGACGAUCUGAAACUGGUCAUGAACCACGGCGCGAGACUUGAUAUCCGGAGUCCGAAUGAUGGGAUGACGCCUCUGCACUCGUACGUAAGGUAUCACCGCAUGAACACGUCUUUACUGGCGCCAUACGUAUCCGACUGGAACCUUACCGACGCAAACGGGAACACGCUCCUUCACAUUGCUGCUCAGAGCCAUACCUCAAGGGCCCCGAUCCUCCCCGAGAUCCUGGCGCUCGGGAUCGACGUGCAUCAACGAAAUAACGACGGGUGCGAGGCCAUCACUCUCGUCGCCGACGGCACCUUCGACUGGGAAGAGAGAGUAGAUCUCCUACUCGCCGCGGGCGCAGAUCUCGAGGCUCGAGACUACAACGGGCGCACGUUGCUCGCUCGCGCGAUGUUCGACCGGCCGAACUAUCGCUAUGACGAGAUGAUUCCACAUCUCGUUUCGCGCGGCGCGAAUAUCAACACGCAGGACUACCAUGGGAACUGUGUGCUGCACUAUAUGGUCCGGCCGCAUCGACUGCAGUUUGAGGCUCUAAUGUUCCUCUUGGGAAUGGGUGCAGACCCGAACAUGACGAAUUACAAGGGCGAUACGAUAUUGCACCGCCUGGCCGCGAACCUGGGCACGAUCCCCGAGGAAACGAUAAUCACCGCGAUCAAGAAAGUGAUCGAUAUGGGUGUUUCACCUGUAGUGCAGAACUACAAAGGACAGACGCCGCUGCACAUGCUCUGCAGUCUCGUCUCUGAGCAUCAUUUCCGAGUUGCACCGGGGGCCGAGAAAGCGCCAAUCGACAUUCUUCUUGAUGCCGGUCUCGUCGCUGGCCUAGAGAUCCCAGACCACGACGGGAUCCUCCCCAUCCACCUCGCGGCGACUGUCUCCGAAGUUCUCGUCGCGAAAUUGAUCUCCAGAGGGGCAAGCACGACUGUCGUUACGAAGGAUGGACGAAACCUCCUACACAUCGCCUCGACGGCGCGACAGAGUAAUAUAGUCGGACUCCUCCUCGACCACUACCCAUCCGCCAUACAAACAUCCAUGGUCAACGCCCCGUGCAAACGUGGCCGUACACCACUGCACGAGGCGGCGCGAUCCGGCCGACUCGAAACCGUCGCCGUCCUCCUCGACGCCGGCGCAAACGCCUCAGCUACCGAUACGGACGGUAAAGACGUCCUCUACGCGUGCUCGGAAUUCAUCAAGGAAAGGGAGCUGUGGAAGUACGGGGAUGAAACCCAAAACGUCUUCGGCAAACUCGCAGCGGCCGGGGUGCUAGGAAGCGACGAUUCGCGGCCUCACGAGCCCAGAGACGACGGUCCGCGGACCCGCGGGCGAAUGGCGCUGUACGAGGUCAAAUCCGAGCAUGACACUGCGAGCAUUGCGCCGAUUGUCCGACUGCUAGCUGCACAUGGCGCGAAGCUUGCACCGGAAGAGAUCACCCGUACGACUCCGAUCACGCACGCGGUAUACGCUGGCUCUGAUGAGAUGGCUGUCGAGAUUACACGGCUCGCGGACGCGCAGGGGCUCCAUCUGAGGAGUUUCCACGAGCUCCAAUCGGACUAUAUGAAGCUACGGUCCAUGCACCUCCCAGAUAUCUUGCAGAAACAGUUCGACAAGUACAUCAGUAGUCAUGAUCUCGGGUACAUGCUCUUACACGGCCACCAGGAAGAAAUUGCCCAAGCCCUCGAGAAAACACCCAAGGAGCUCCUGGAGAAAGACGACCAGUCUGGCCUCGCAGAUUUCCUCUCAACGCUGGCGCGAUACGGCUAUGUCGAUCUCUUCUCCCGCCUCGGCAGCCUGAUGACCCGCGACGGCUGGGUCAACGGCGGCAAGGGCUCGCUAGGCGCAAAGCUCCCCCCUUACCUCCUCACAGCAGCCCGGCGAUCCCUCCCAAACCUCCCCAUGCUAAAGCUCCUCAUUGAGAAGUUCCACGCCGACGUCAACGCCCCCUUUACACCGGACAUGAAACUCAGCCCAGAAGUGUUCUUCUCCUCCCGGGUUUACGCAGACAAAUCCUACAAACCGGGCGAUACGAUUUUGCAUUUUCUCGCGCAGGGCGGACACUGGUGGCAUGAGAAUGCGAUAAAGUAUCUGCUGGAGCACGGCGCCGAUCCGAAUGCGAGGAAUGAGGAGGGAUAUACGCCGUUGUAUGCGGCUGUGAGGCCGCAGCAUCUUGCUGGGUAUCGGCAGUUGGAUAUUGUGAGGGUUUUGUUGGAUGGCGGGGCGGAUCCGAAUAAAGCUACUGCGGAUGGGGAUCGGGAGGUUGAGGGCAAUCCACUACUGGCGAUAGCGGCUCAUGAUUUGGAGAUUGCGAGGUUACUUAUUGAGUACGGGGCGCGUUGA
Molecule: messenger RNA, 3018 nt
Organism: Aspergillus calidoustus
Lineage: Eukaryota; Fungi; Ascomycota; Eurotiomycetes; Eurotiales; Aspergillaceae
Source: the annotation of a GenBank genome assembly